Molecule: messenger RNA, 2348 nt
Organism: Dermacentor andersoni
Lineage: Eukaryota; Metazoa; Arthropoda; Arachnida; Ixodida; Ixodidae
Gene: PRL-1
Product: protein-tyrosine phosphatase 4A family member PRL-1
Biological process (GO): protein dephosphorylation
Source: RefSeq, a predicted model, not a curated record
GAAUGUGUGGCGCAGUGCGCAGCAACCAGUAGUGGAUUCAUUUGGUGGCAUUUCUCGUGCCGCCGCCUGAAGUUUGUGGCUUUGCCUUUUGACAACGCUGUUUGUCGUCCACCGUUAUGUGCACCGAACAAGAGCCCGAAUUACGUCUCAGGCGACAGCAGGCGUACAGGGCAGCAGCAGCGGCAGCCGUGCUUGGAUGGAGGUAGUGCUUGGCUCGAGCGGCGAGUACUGCCUGGCACAGCACAAAUAAGGGGACUGGCGGCCCUCUGCCUAUGUGCUGUGUGCCCUAUGGGGUAAGCGGUCUGGCUGACUGUGCAGUGCUGCGCCGCUGUGCCAUGUCCGCACCAGCCAUGAGGCACAAGGCGGCAGCCAUGCGGCCGGGACCUUCCGAGAUCGACUUCAAGAACAUGCGCUUUCUCAUCACGGACCGCCCCACUGACGCCACCGUGCCAGCCUUCCUGGAGGAAUUCAAGAAAAGGAAUGUCAAGGAUGUUGUCAGGGUAUGCGAAGCCACUUAUCAGAAGGAUUUGCUUGAGAAGGAAGGCAUUAACGUGUGGGACUGGCAGUUUGAUGAUGGGUCCCCACCCCCAGCACGUAUUGUGGAGGAGUGGUUCCAGUUGCUCAGGAAACGCUUCAAGGAGGACCCGGACUGCUGCAUAGCUGUACACUGCGUUGCCGGCCUGGGCAGGGCACCUGUAUUGGUUGCAUUAGCACUUAUUGAAUUAGGUAUGACUUACGAGGAUGCUGUGGAGCUCAUAAGGCAGAAGCGACGGGGAGCCAUCAAUGCCAAGCAGCUCUCCUAUUUGGAGAAGUACCGUCCCAAGUCGCGGCUGAGGCUGCGCAAUGGGCACCGGCAGUGCACCAUACAGUGAAGGCUUCCCUCUCUUCCUGAUCUACCUUUAUUUUAUUUUUUCUGUGUUUGCGACCGCCUGACCUCUUAGAUCCUGGCAGUUUAUUCUAGCGCUUUCCUUCCGACUCUGGGCACUUGGCUUCUUGAUGCGGCGGCACCAUAGUGUUCAAACCCCCUCUGGAAGUUGGAGGGGCAGCAAGCGACUUUGCCCUGUCGCUGCACAUUCAGCCAGUGUUUCUCAGAGCACUCCUUGGUUGACUUCUUGGAUGGCAUUGCUUCUUUUUUCCUUUCACGUCCACCCCUCCCACCACUGUUCCAUCUCCUUCUGAUAGCUCAGUUCUUAAACUUGUGGCAGCAAAUUUUUGUCCAUUUGUGAGUGGCCAAGUGACAGGAACCGGGGAGUGUCUUCUGCGGAAGCGUUAGUUGAGGUGGUCGAUGCGGGGGUGCAUGUGUUCGGACUGUUUUGCAAAGUAGUGGCGGUCGUUUAGAGUCUUUCGUUUGUGCACCACUCUGCUGAUCUUCCCACAUCCUCGUUGUGUUAUGUAAAAAAAAAACUCCUCUCUCUUCCCCAUCUCACCCUGAACAUGUCAAAGUUUAGAGCCAGUGUGCCCAGAGCUUUUACCAGAGUUUUUGUCGCUCGUCAUCAAUUUAUCUGCACCUUUGUUCAUUUUUUUCUUCCUCAUCAUUGCAUGAUUUCUAUUGCAUUAGAGAGGAAUCCUUUCAGAGCUGUGCCUGGAGCUGAUCUUGGGAUCCCUUUUUUCUUCCUCUUCCUAGUCUUUUUAAUUUAGGCGAGUUUCUUUGCAAUAUGCUUUCUCCUGGCGGCUGCAAAGACAUGAGCAAUGAGUUUACAUAUAUACACCCCUUUUACUCCACAAUGCACGAGCCCAAGUUGAAGGAACAAAGGAGGUGUAUUUAGCCAGCCGUCGUUGUUCUCUUAUCCUUGUUUUCUCGAAGCAAAACUCUGGCAUAGUGGUGUUGCAAGUGGCAGGUGAGCAUAACGAUUUGGCCUGACUAUCAACAAAAACUGUUUUAGCUCCAAGAAUCAUAGUUUGCUAUUCAAAUUGGCGUUCUUGAGCACCUUUUGUUCACAUUUAAUGCUCGUGGAAAAUGUCUUUUUUUUUUAAUGAUGCGCCAUUCGUUAUUUAUUCUGUCGAGAAACAUUGCUCGGAAGCUCUACCACGUGACACAGAAAAUGCCGUUGAUGUUGCUCCUCAUCGUUAUUUUGCCAUUCUCUGUGACUUCGUCGUGUUUAGUUAGCUCAAUGCAAGUUUCACGUUUCCUCCUUUUUAAUUCGUGCCGACGUGACUACUCAGGUGUGCUGGCUAGUCGUGCGUGUAGGGAGGCCUGCCUGCCAUCGGAGAUGUGAAUGUGUUAAUGUAGCAGCAAAACGUCAUGUAAAAUAUGUUGUUUACAUAUCCAUUUGGAUUGUGCCCUUGUGAAAAGAAAUAACACUAACUCACAGUGUUUCAACAGCGAUUAUAAAGAUCUUUUCUGAUAA